This is a messenger RNA of Ipomoea nil (Japanese morning glory), 537 nucleotides long. Its product is annotated as early nodulin-93-like. The record is from RefSeq and is a predicted model, not a curated record. The transcript is spliced from 3 exons. NCBI's taxonomy places the organism in Eukaryota, Viridiplantae, Streptophyta, Magnoliopsida, Solanales, Convolvulaceae. The coding region runs from base 18 to 329 and encodes 103 amino acids.
AUAUCAUCAGCAAUUCAAUGGCGGCCAAGAAUGUGAGUUUGGCUUCUUUGGACCAGAAGUUGGCCAUGGCCAAACGUUACUCUCAUGAGGGCGUAGUUGCAGGAGCUAAAGCAGCUGUGGCUGCCACCAUUGCAACAGCUAUUCCAACAUUGGCUAGUGUGAGAAUGGUGCCAUGGGCAAGAGCCAAUUUAAACCCAACAGCACAGGCACUGAUAGUCUCAACAGCUGCUGGGAUGGCUUACUUCAUUGUGGCUGACAAGACUAUUCUUGCUACGGCUCGCCGGAACUCCUUCAAGAAUGGCUCAGUCUCCGGCAACAUUCAAGCCUGAUCUUGAUUAUAUAUAAUUAUUAUAUGCAUCAUAUUUUAUCUGAUCUCCCUGCUACUCAAUCCCAUUCAUUUCAAGAAGGGGAGGGUAGGGGGUGGAGUUCUGUUUGGAUGUAUGAGUAAUGAGUAUGAAUGUAUGAUGAAUGAUGAAUACUUGUUCUAUGACCAACACUGUUUCUGUCAAUAUAAACAAAAAGUUGGUUUUUCCCAGA